AUCUGUAUGUCGAUCGCACAUAACAACGCUGUUUCUACGCAGUAUACAGAUCGAUCAACAACAACAAGACGCGCGCGAUGGUCUGCACGAAGGCCCUCCCGCUAGGAAUUGUGCUUCUGGUGGUCGCCGCGUCGUUGCUGGCGCCGGCGGUGGGUGAGAGCCGCCGUGCUGCUCGGAAGGACCUCGGCAUCAACCUCGGGAAUGGCAUUGGGAUCGGGAUCGGGAUCGGGAUCGGCGUAGGUGCCGGGGGUUCUGGCUCCGGCUCCGGUUCUGGUUCAACUUCUUCGUCUGGCUCUGGUAGCUCGGGAUCAGGGUCAGAGUCUGGAUCAGGGUCGGGGGGUCUGGGCCUUGGGCUUGGCGUUGGAGUUGGUAUAGGUUUAGGAGGUGCCGGUGGCUCAGGUUCAGGCUCUGGAUCAGGCUCCGCGUCGGCAUCUGGCGGCUCUUCAGGCUCGGGAUCCGGUUCUGGAUCAGCCUCGGCUUCUGGUUCGGGUUCAGGCUCGGGCUCUGGAGGGGGCCUUGGGAUUGGACUCGGUGCCGGAGUUGGUGGUGGUCUCAGUGGCUCCGGCUCCGGCUCCGCAUCCGGGUCGGGAUCGGGUUCUGGCUCGGCGUCCGGGUCAGGAUCAGGUUCAGGCUCGGCCGCUGGUUCCGGGUCCGGUGCUGCUUCAGGUGCAGGCUCAUCAGCAGGAUCCGGUGCGGGCUCUGGUGCUGCUUCAGGUUCAGGCUCAUCAGCGGGAUCCGGUGCAGGAUCCGGUGCUGGCUCUGGUGCGGGAUCAGGGUCUGGUUAUAGUCAAGGGCAAGGUGCAGGUGAGGGCCAAGGCCAAGGAUCCGGGUACGGUGAAGGUCAUGGCUCGGGCCAUGGACAAGGUUCAGGGUAUGGUGAAGGUCAUGGUCAAGGAAGUGGCUCCAGUCAAGGAUUGGGCUAUGGCGAAGGUUACGGCUCUGGUCGCGGCCAAGGCUCUGGCCAAGGAUCCGGAUCCGGCUAUGGCGAGGGCUAUGGCUCGGGUCAUGGGGCCGGCCAAGGAUCCGGAUACGGUGAAGGAUACGGCGAGGGUUCAGGAAGCGGAUAUGGAGAUGGUUUAGGCUCAGGCUACGGCGAGGGACACGGAUACGGGUACGGUUCUGGGCACGGCAAAUAAGACCAUGGACAAUCGUUUGCAUUGCCAGCCGGUGUGUUUUCUGUUCUCUGUGACUGUAUGUAUCCGUACAAUAAAUCUGCGUGACGAAUUAUAUGGUUGUAAAAACCAUGCGUGCUCACUGUUAACCAUCCAAGGCUUGAUGAGUUGAUGCUAAGCGAAGUCCAAUCAA
Molecule: messenger RNA, 1305 nt
Organism: Panicum hallii
Lineage: Eukaryota; Viridiplantae; Streptophyta; Magnoliopsida; Poales; Poaceae
Product: fibroin heavy chain-like
Exons: 2
Coding region: 78-1136 (352 amino acids)
Source: RefSeq, a predicted model, not a curated record